AUGUCGUGCCAGGCAUUCUCUGAACAGCGGGCGUCGAGUGCCGAUCGUGUCAGUCGUCUCUCGCAGCGGUUGCGUUCCGGCGCCAUUGCGAUGUCGCGCUCGGCCAUCACACAAACAGAUUUGCUGGUUGACAGAAUCGUCGACGUUGGCGAGGGGGGGGCGGCAAACUUCUUUGAGCAGCUUUUGGCUCGGCUCGAGCAGCACGGCGUUCGGCGGUGCCGCGAGGGCGACGAGGCUGCAACGAACCUUGACAGCGGUAACUCACCUCAUGAGACGCCAGCGGUGGGGCACCGCUCUGUGGAUGCGUCGUUGCAGUUAGCGGCGGCGGUUGCACACGGGGCGGAGGAUGCCCGUGCGCCGUACUACUAUAUGUGUGUCCCUUGUGAAGUGCGGCUGACGGCAACCGCGACGACCGCCGCAACCCUCGCAAUGCUUGAGGACGCCCACCACCACUGCUCCUCCGCGGAGCAUCGGAGGAUUGCGUCUUGGAUGGGCGAGCCUGACAUUGACUGUACGCUGCAAAACGCACUGGAGAUGGACCCCACGGGGUAUGCUCGGAUCCACGUCAACGGGGUUCCCAUGCUGCUUUCUCGGCGCCCUGGGGGAGGGGAUAUGUUCUUCCCCCUUCCGCACGAGGUGCAGGAUCACGAGCGCACGGCACCUGCAGGCAUGGAUGGGCGCUUGUUCGCCACUCAACCACAAACCGAGGUCUGGCACCAUCCGCUGCGGUCCGUCUACACUGGAGCCAGGCAGCUGUUGUACAGAGACGAUGAUUUUCGACCAAGGCGCAAAAACAAGGGAAAACAACACCAACGGCUUCGUUGCCAUUUCAAUGUGCACCAUAUCCCUAUGGAUAGCUAUGAAGCAGAGAGUUUUCUGGGAGGCCCAACGGUGCCGGCCAUUUUUGAGGUCACGCGGCAACGUUUGCCAAAGGUCAGUAAAGAGGGUGGCGUGGAAGACGGCGGGUACCGCAGCGAGUAUGUCGUCUCGGAUAAACCUUGCAUGGUGUGGAGCGAUUCCAUGCAAACCGAAUUGAGCUCACUGGUUGUGAGGCAUGAUGGCAUGUAUCGCAUCGCGCUCCUACGUGCAAGUGAAGCGACGAGAUGGCUGUCUGAGGCGCCUCCGACAGAUGGUUCAAGUCAGGGUCACGACGCAGGCGGUGAAAGUCAUAGCCAGGUGCUCACCGUUGAGGCACUGAGUCAGGUUUGUGCCGCACCAACGUUUAACCGUGUCUUUAAGGACUUGAAUACGUCGGGUGUGGGUUCAAGUGAUGCGUUUACGCGCUCAGACGUUUCCUCGGAGGCGAGCAGUUGA
Molecule: messenger RNA, 1314 nt
Organism: Trypanosoma rangeli
Lineage: Eukaryota; Euglenozoa; Kinetoplastea; Trypanosomatida; Trypanosomatidae
Exons: 1
Coding region: 1-1314 (437 amino acids)
Source: RefSeq, a predicted model, not a curated record